Caenorhabditis remanei is the source of this 396-nucleotide messenger RNA. RefSeq lists its product as uncharacterized. NCBI's taxonomy places the organism in Eukaryota, Metazoa, Nematoda, Chromadorea, Rhabditida, Rhabditidae. The record is from RefSeq and is a predicted model, not a curated record. The transcript has a single exon. The coding region runs from base 1 to 396 and encodes 131 amino acids.
AUGUAUUUGGCGAAUUUAGACAAGAUUAUUGUAGAGCUUGUUGCACCCACUGAUCUUGAAUGGCUGUUUCUUGGCUGGGAAUGUCUCGAGACAGCAACGGUAUUGGUUUCCAGUCAUACAGGCUCCCUCAUAGACAACAUGGCACUUGUGGACACACAGAUUGUAACAGGUUUGGUUGGUUUGGGUGGCAAAACUGAUCCAUGGAGAGCAGUUGUCGUAAGAUGCUCCUCCGUUGUAAGAAGAACAGUAGUUUUGACAGAUGGAGAGAAGGCUUGCAGAGGCAAUGGAGACGAGGGCGAAGAGCAUGAAGUAACGGAACAUCUGGAAAUGUGGAUUAGAGAAAAUGAGAUUCUGGAAGAGAGCUUACCUUGGUGGAUGCUGGUCAGUAGAAACUGA